AUGUCUGCUGCAUACAAGCAGUUCUUGGCUUCGCCAAACUCCUCCUUACUCGCCGAGAAUGCCUCACUGCAUUACAUCACCACUCUGACCAACUUCGCCGGUGGUACUGAGAUCAUCAAGCACUUGACUGCCCUGCGCAGGCAGGUCGCCAAGAAGCAGGAAGAGAUUCUCAGCCUCGUUGAAGGUCAAGAUGCGAUUGUUGUCGAGGUACACACAGCCCUCGAAUUCCUGACUAGUGGUGGCGUCUACCUUCCCAAGCUUGACGAUAACUUUUUGUCUGAUCGCACUGCCUAUGUUUCCAUUACGCACUUUGUUACUUUCGACGCCGACGGAAAAAUUCUUCAGAUUCGACAGCAGUGGGACCAAGGUGCUCUCCUGAAGCAGCUCGAUAUUGUUGGCAAGACUGGCCGCAACUGGCCCAUCCAAGACAGCCGCGAGCAACUCCGACAGAUUCAGUCUUGCCUCAAGACUGUUGGCAAGGCUGCUCAGCAGGCCUCGGAUCGCAACGAUGUUGUCAUCCGCACUCGCCACAACUCAAACAAUGCUCUGCGCGACCCCCAUGCCUCCCUGAACCUGUACGGAAGCAGAGAAGAGAUUGAGUCGGCUCCCAUGAAGCCCGCCACCAACCCUUACGCUGGACACCGCCCCAGCCAGCGUUCCAUUAUUGACAUUAUCGGUGACGAGCCGGAGGAAGGCGAAUCCGGCCACAGCCGCCACCGUUCUGUUUCACCCAGCAAAGCUGGCUCCAACAAGAACUAUCAGCCCUCCCGCAUCUUCGACGGCAAACAUGACCCUGAGGAAAUCGAGACCCCCAAGAAGGGCGACAAGUUCAUUAAGCCUCACCCUACCAAGUACAACCAUUUUGACUUUGUUGAUGGCUCUGAUCCCCGAGACAGCCCUACCCGUGGCGUCGACUUGGACAAGCGACCCAAGUCCAAGCACGACAGCCAAUGGUCCUUCGAUGACUUCGUUACUCCCGCCAAGCCGACUGCCAGCAAAGGCAUGCGCUCACAGGAUGUUCAGCAUUGGAACCCCGAGUUGCAGUUCUCCAAUGACCCCAAAGACCGCCAACCUACUGGCAAGGGCCGUCGCGACGCCGAGACGCACUUUGAGAUUCAGGAUGAUGGUGAGAAGGACGCCCGCCAGGAACGUGUUGGCCUCCCUCGCGGUGCCAUGUCUAGUGAAGGCCGGAGCCUGUACAACAACCAGCUCUUUGACGAAGUUGAUCCCACUCCUGGUCCCAAGCGUGCUCUGAACACUGUUACCAACCUAAAGGAUCGCAGCAAGGACUUUGACCCUCACUUCGAAAUGACUGAUGAGUCACCAUUGCAGCCCCAGCGAACUCAGAAUGCUCCUGAGGGCAAGAUGAAGAUGGCCAAGAUGAUGGACCAUAACUGGGAAGUCUAUGAACAGUCGCCCCUGAAGGAGAACAACAGACCUCGUCCCACCACCACUGCCAGCAACCAGAAGAUCCACAUUGCCGGCGACGGCAUGGGCUCAAGAAAGGGAGCUACUCACGGCGAUCAGGACAACAAAAUUCAUAUUGCCGGUGACGGCAUGGGUGGCCGCAAAGGCACCUCUCGGGCCUGGAUGACCGGUGGCGAUGAGGACGAGAUUGAACAGCCCAGUGUGCAGCCGCGCGGCCGCGGCGCUGCUAAGAAGACCGAAGGGUUUUGGGACUUCUAA
Molecule: messenger RNA, 1686 nt
Organism: Cordyceps fumosorosea ARSEF 2679
Lineage: Eukaryota; Fungi; Ascomycota; Sordariomycetes; Hypocreales; Cordycipitaceae
Exons: 2
Coding region: 1-1686 (561 amino acids)
Source: RefSeq, a predicted model, not a curated record